AUGGCCAUGCAAGAGUACCACUCCACCGCUAGUUCCCCAAGUCUACGCAGCCGUACCCCCAUCGACCCCUCCCUGAUGGAGAGCGACUGUGAUGGCGGAGGCAACGUUAAAGUCGUCGUUCGCGUCCGCAGAUUCAUCCAACGCGACCUUGACGUGGGCGCGACUUGCAUUGUGCGAAUGAAUCCACAAACACAAGAGACGAAACUUCUCCCACCCGCAGUCAUUCCUGGCUCUCGGCGCCAGCAAGAAGAGAAGUCCUUUACGUUCGACAAGUCAUUCUGGUCGCAUGACGACAAGGAUGCCCACUACGCACAACAAGAGGACAUCUUCUCUUCCUUUGGAGAGGAGUUUCUGGAUCACAACUUCGAUGGCUACCACACGUGUAUCUUUGCCUACGGCCAGACCGGCAGUGGAAAGUCGUACACGAUGAUGGGAACACCGAACGAGCCUGGUCUUAUCCCACGCACUUGCAGGGGCUUGUUCGAACGUGUCGAAGCGGAGCAGAACGGCAGCAUAACCUACAACGUUCAUGUCUCCUACUUCGAGAUCUACAACGAACAUGUCAAGGACUUGCUCACUCCAAGGGUCACACCUCCAGCUUAUCUCAAGAUCCGCGAAAGCAAAAGCGAUGGUGUAUACGUCCAGAACCUCACGGACGAGCCAGUCAAAAGCUAUGAGGAUAUCGAGCGUUUGAUGAAGAUGGGCGACCUCAAUCGCACCACGGCUUCCACCAAGAUGAACGAUACAUCUUCACGUUCCCACGCCGUCUUUACACUCACCCUCAAGCAGAUUCAGCAUGACAUCGCAACGGACAGCACAAUUGAGCGUCUUGCCCGAAUGCGUCUCGUCGAUCUUGCAGGCUCCGAGCGAGCAGGACGUACAGAAGCGACCGGUCAACGUCUACGCGAAGGAGGCAACAUCAAUCAAUCUCUCAGCACCCUCGGUCGUGUGAUCGGCGCUCUCUCAGAUCCAAGGCGCCAACGUGCUUCCCGUGCACCAGGCCUUCAAAACCAAACCAAGCGUCGUGCAGAUGUGGUACCUUACAGAGACAGUGUCCUCACCUGGCUGCUCAGGGAUUCCCUCGGCGGUAACAGCAAGACUGCAAUGGUUGCUUGCAUUUCACCAACCGAUUACGAGGAGACCCUCUCAACACUCCGCUACGCCGAUCAAGCGAAGAAGAUCAGAACCAAGGCACACGUCAACCAGGAUGCCAUUUCAGCAGCUGAGCGAGAUGCGAAGAUUAUGGAUCUGCAGGAGACGAUCAAGUCUUUGCAAUUGAGUGUCAGCGCUGCGUCGGCCAGAAAGCGAGACGAGGCAGAUCGUGCGAGAGAUGAGCUGGAGGACUACCAGCGGGAAGUCAGCAAGAUGCAGCGAGCCAUGGAGGAGAGUCGUGCGGUUUCAGACGUCAAGAUCCGGGCUUUGACGCUUGAGGUGGAGGAAUUGAGACCGGCCAAUCUUGCUUUGACGACGGAGGUGGAGGCAUUGAGGAGACAUUUGGCGCUCGCGUUGGGAGAGCUGAAGAACCCGAUCAUUCUACCAAAGACAGUGUAUGCCGCAGAGGACGAGGAGAAUCGUGAUCCCGAGGAGGGAUACGAGGGAGACCAUGAUGAUUGGGACAGUGGUGUUGGCGAUGAGUGUUCUGACGCGAGCGGAGAGUUUUCGCACGAGGAUUGGCAGGCUGAGGUUGAUGCUCUGUUGAAUGAUAUUGGACUGUUCAAGAGGAAGGUCCAGGACGAUCGGGACAGGUUUCCAACGGUUGAGGAGAGUGGACUGGAUACUGUGUUGGAKCGGACUAAAGGAGUUAAGAGGGAGAGUACUGGAGCGGUCUAA
Molecule: messenger RNA, 1830 nt
Organism: Ramularia collo-cygni
Lineage: Eukaryota; Fungi; Ascomycota; Dothideomycetes; Mycosphaerellales; Mycosphaerellaceae
Product: related to kinesin-like protein KIF1C
Exons: 1
Coding region: 1-1830 (609 amino acids)
Biological process (GO): microtubule-based movement; mitotic spindle organization
Molecular function (GO): microtubule binding; ATP binding; microtubule motor activity
Source: RefSeq, a predicted model, not a curated record